CCUUCCUUUCCUCACUCUAUCUCUCCCGGCGUACAGUAUACACCUAUCUAUCUUCCAAGAGCAUCAGCACUCUCUCCAUCAUCCUCCGCGAUACGAGCGCUACUACAGCGCAAAGCAUGGCAUCUCUGCGCCCCGCAAAACCGCUCUCAGCCGCUGCUCACCUCUGCGUCUGUCUGUUGACCGCCUCGGCCUGGAUUGCACUGCCGGGACUUGUCAGCUGUGACAGCGGGGCUUUAAACCGGCGCGGCGAGGAGGACCUUACGUUUAACAUGGACGGCGGAGACGGAAGCUCCCCGCCGGGCUUACCGACUCACGGCGACGAGGAAGCCGUAGGCGCGGAGAGCUCACCCCGCUUCAGGAGAGCACUGUCCCGGGAAAAACAAAUGCCCCUGCUCAGCAGUUCGUUCGUGCUUAAAGGAGAUGCGACACACAACCAGGCGAUGGUCCACUGGACAGGAGAGAACAGCAGCGUCAUCCUGAUCCUCACCAAGUAUUACCAUGCUGACUCCACCAAGGUACUGGAAAGCUCGUUGUGGAGGUCUAUGGACUAUGGCACAACCUACACCAAACUUAACCUGAUGCCAGGCACGACUAUUGUGGUGACCAGCUUCUACAUCUGCCCAACCAACAAGAAAAAGGUGGUGCUGGUGGGUUCCUCCAUAAAUGAGAGGGAUCAGAUGCUGUUCAUCAGCACAGACGAAGGCUCCUCCUUCCAGCGACAAUCCAUCUCCUUCACCCCGGACACAGUUGUCUUCCACCCCAAGGAAGAGGACAAGCUCCUGGCCUACUGCAAUGAAGGCAGGCUCUUUGCUUCCACAGACCUGGGCCGCAAGUGGACUUUGCUUCAGGAGCGGGUGACCAAGGACAGAGUCUACUGGUCAGUAUCUGGUGUUGAUGUGGACCCCGAUCUGGUGCACAUGGAAAUGCAAGAUACGAGUGGAGGUUACCUUUAUGUUACCUGUCUCAUCCAGAACUGUUCAGACAAAAUGGUGACGGCUCAGUUCCUUGGCAAGAUCGACCACAACUCACUACUGGUGCAGGACGAUUACAUAUUUGUCAAGGUCACCACAGGGAAUCGUACCAAGCACUAUGUGUCCUAUCGCCGCAACGAGUUCGUCCAAAUGAGGUUCCCCAAAUACUCCUUGCCAAAGGAUGUUCAGAUAGUGAGCACAGACGAGAACCAGGUCUUCCUCGCUCUGCAGGAAUGGUACCAGUCAGACACAUACAACCUGUACCAGUCAGACCCUCAGGGUGUCUACUACUCCAUUGUCCUGGAAAAUGUUCGCAGCACGAAGCAGCCAGAGGAGAGCGUCCUCAUCGACGUACUAGAGGUCCGUGGAAUCAAAGGAGUCUUCCUUGCCAAUCAGAAGAUCGAUGGCAGAGUGACAACUCUCAUCACCUAUAAUAAAGGACGAGACUGGGAUCCCUUGGCCCCGCCUGCCACUGACAUGAAUGGCAAGCCUAUCACCUGCAAAGCUCCGGAGUGUCACCUCCACCUCCACCUACGCUGGGCAGACAACCCGUACGUUUCCGGGACUGUCCACACCAAAGACUCUGCUCCAGGUCUCAUCAUGGGCGCUGGUAACCUUGGCUCCAAGCUAGUGGAAUAUAAAGAAGAGAUGUACAUCACUUCAGACUGUGGGAAGACAUGGAGACAGGUUUUCGAGGAGGAGCAUCACAUUCUCUACUUGGACCAUGGUGGGGUUAUUGUUGCCAUCAAGGACACCUCUAUUCCCCUUAAGAUACUCAAGUUUAGUAUUGAUGAAGGACGGAUGUGGACUGUUCACAACUUCACUAGCACCUCUGUGUUUGUGGAUGGACUCCUGAGCGAACCAGGAGAUGAAACUCUGGUCAUGACUGUUUUUGGCCACAUCAGCUACAGGUCAGACUGGGAGCUGGUCAAGGUGGACUUCAGGCAGUCUUUCCCCCAUGAGUGUACUGAGUCUGACUACGACUUUUGGCAGCUCACAGACCUUCAGGGGGAGAAGUGCAUUAUGGGCCAGGAGCGCAGUUUCAGGAGAAGGAAGGAGACGGCAUUCUGUAUCAAAGGAAAAAGCUACACCUCGGCUCUCACCACCAAACCCUGUCAGUGCACCGAGAGAGACUUCAACUGUGACUAUGGUUUUGAACGGUCCCAUAUGGAGGGCAAGCGCUGCUUUGCCGAUUUUUGGCACAAUCCAGAUUCACCACCCGAAGACUGCCAUCUAGGACAAACCUACGAGUCCAGCACUGGCUACAGGAAAGUAAUAUCUAACAUGUGUGAAGGGGGACUAAAUAAGCAGCAGAGCGCCAAGCAGCACAACUGCCCUCUGCUGCCCCCGCAAGGCCUGCGGGUCGGCAUCAAAGGGCAGAUGCUGGCCGUGGCACCUGGUGAUGACAUCACAUUCAUUGUCCACCAGGAACAGGGCGACACUAGUAGCACCAAGUAUCAGGUGGACCUCGGUGACGGAGUUCGGGCUAUCUACCAGAACCUGACAGUGACAGAUGAGCCCAUCCAGCAUCGCUACGAAAUUCCAGGCGUGUACAAGGUCACAGUGAAGGCUGAGAACAUGGCAGGGCACGAUGAGGCCACCAUGUACAUCCAGGUCACAGCCCCACUACAGCAAGUGCAUUUGGAAGUGGUUCCAAUCGCUGGGAGAAGCCAGGAGGUCAAUCUGACAGCUGUCGUUCUUCCCAGUGAGGCCAAUUUGACAGUCUUCUAUUGGUGGAUAGGAGACAACCUGCAGCCUACUCUGACUCUACAGAACAGCCUGCUGACUCGUUUCCCAGUGACAGGAGAGGUUUCAGUUACUGUCCAGGCUUCCAACGGCCGAUCCAUGGUGCAGGAUACCAGGACAGUCCGAGUCUACGAUAACUUUCAGGUUAUCCCUCUGAGCUUCAGCAGGAACCUGGACCAAUUCAAUCCAAACAUCCCUGAGUGGAGAGAGGACAUUGGCCAGGUGGUGACCAAAAUACUCAUUAAGAUCACAGGUGUCCCUCAGGAGUCCCUGGUGACAGUGGUGAAGCCAGGUCUCCCCACCACUGCUGAUCUCUAUGCUCUUCCUCUGGACAGCAAACCAGCCAAGAGGAGCAUGCUCGCUGAUAAGCGUAUUCCAGCUAUCUUGCAGGCCUUCAAUGACAACAAUGUCAGCUUUGUGGUGCGAGGAGGUCUACGAGUGCUGGUGAUGCUAGCUGACCCAAAUGCAGGGCUAGGUCUAAUUGCAAAUGACCCAACAGCUACAGCAGCGGAGAUUGGCUACCACGGUGCUGCCGGGGGUCUGGGUGUUUGGGCUCUAGCAGUCAUUUUCCUAAUCAGCAUAAUCGCCACUGGCUCCUUCAUCCUCUACAAGUUCAAAAGUCCUUGGGUUAGGACUGAGGAUGCCUAUCCCCCGCUGUUUUUCAGGAAGCUUCCGGGAAGUCGCAACGUCUAUGCCCAGAUGCACAACGAGAAGGAACAGGAAAUGACCAGCCCCGUCAAUCACAGUGAGGACACCCAGCACAUCAUCCAGGGCGAGGAGUUCAUCGAUGACGACCUGGACUCUCAGACUUUAGGUAACGCAGGAGGUAGCCCUGCCUUCUGUUCCCUUAUAAGGACUACCACUAACCACUGCUACUAAAAACCAAGCUACUAACACCAGCAGCUAACACACCAAGGCAACCAUUCGGGUGUGGUCCUGAGCAUCAACUCCAGAGAACUGCACAGCUACCUGACCAGCUGAUGGCUGCCACGGCAAUGCUAAUGAGCUAGCCUAGCCAGCUAACGAGCACAGAGACUGUACUCUGCCCUCCUCGCAAGCCCUCAUCCCUCUUCACUUCUCACACCAGGCCUGGAGAACUGCACUGACACCCAGUGAAGAUGGAAGUCAUGAUGAAAUCACACCAAGGACAUUCAUCUGUGUUUUUUGAAAAAGAAAACUCUGUGUGUACAUUGUCUGUCACUCAUGGACACUCAGACUCAGCCAGCAUGAUUCACUGCACUGGUUUCCAGUAAUAUUGACAGUCAGAGAGGGCUGAACCAUCUCACUGAUCACAGGCACUGAGAGUAGUGGCCAAAAAUCAAGGACAUGAAAUCCCUUUUUCCUGUUUGAUUCUCCCUUUGUUUCACACAAUGACUGGACACCCUCUCUCUUAACAGGCAAUAAUAUUCUCACAAUGAUUUGAUCGGCUCUUGUGAAUGUGCGUAUGAUGAGUACACAUGCAAACACAGGAGGGCAAUGUUGCACUUUCUUAAGUUCACAGGUGGAAUUUAAGAAAGGUUGGAGAGCUUCAUUACAAUAUACUGUAUCUUCAUUUUCAUAAAUCCCACCACAUUCACAUCUUUCUAUUCUUGCUUAUGACUCACACAUUUACAGAAGUUUGUUGAGCGGUGUUCAAAAUCAGCACCACCUUUUGUAGGAGCUCAUCGUCUGUCCCAUGGUGCCUAUAACAGCAGAUGAUGAUCUGCUCAGAGACAUGACUUGGUGUCAUUUUUCAUUAUUUCUAAUAACAGUCUGCCCACUGUUCUUCCCUACACGCUCUGGGUCAAAGCUCAAAGCAAACUUCUUCCCUGGAGACAAAGGUCGCUAUCAUGGAGGGAAGGUGUAGUUGAUAUAUUUUGCCGUUUCAGCCUAUAUUAGGCAUAGCCCACGGUGGAAUCAUGUCUCCUUAAAGGUGUAGUUUGUUGUAUGUAAAUGUGUAAAUAUGAACAAUUUCCGCUUUGUACAUAUUCCCUUUGACAUAUGUUUGAAUGUUUUACACUACUACCAAAAUACCCAGCUUUUUUUUUUUUUUUUUUUUUUUAAGUGGCCCCUUCACUGAGUUUUUUGAAUUUGAAAAAUUCUCACUGUUUCCAGUUUUCCCAACACCCACUGCCUGCCUAACAUAUAUCAAUUUUUCGUAACUUUCGGUGUCAUCGUAGUAAAAUGAUUUUUCAUUAACUGGAAAUUAUUUCAUAAUAUUAUAAAGAUACUCACAAGUACACAGUGAAGACUAUGUAUAUGGAUAUUUUUGAUACACUACUUGUAGGUUUUUGUCAUUUUUCUCAGUACAUUUAAACACUGGUUAUUGAUUCUGUUGCCUAUUUUGCUGAAGUCUUUCUGUUAAUUUUUACUGCACUUGUAAUGAUGUAAGCAGUGCUGUCGACACGUACACUACAGCAACUGAACAAGUCUACAGAAUCUGAAUCGAUUGGUCUCUGGAUGUAAGGGCUUUUCAGUGUACCAAUGCUACUAUUGUCAUCAAGAUUGCUUGUAUUUGAUACAAGCAGCCCGCAGUCAGUUGUUCUGAUUUACAUCCAAAUUCAUCCUUUGUACAUAUUCUGCUAAUGCUCAACUUAGUUUUCUAGUGAUGUGUCGUCAUUGUAUCAUAGUCCUCUUCAACAAAGGGGAAAGUGGGAUUGUGAUUUUCCAACAUAAUACUAAAGGAGUUUCACAUCUGAUGGCACAGUUCAUGUAAUUUUGACACCAUUUUUCUUUUCCGGUUACUGUUGGUUUGUUUGAUCUAUUGAUUUUGUUAUUAAAAAACAAUUAUGUGUCCUCAUCAGGGAACGUAGUGAACGAAACCUGCAUCCUGGAAUAAAUCACUCCCAUAACUUCUA
This is a messenger RNA of Acanthopagrus latus (yellowfin seabream), 5554 nucleotides long. It is a transcript of the gene sorcs2, whose product is annotated as sortilin-related VPS10 domain containing receptor 2. NCBI's taxonomy places the organism in Eukaryota, Metazoa, Chordata, Actinopteri, Spariformes, Sparidae. The coding region runs from base 117 to 3596 and encodes 1159 amino acids. Gene Ontology annotation, cellular component: membrane. The record is from RefSeq and is a predicted model, not a curated record. Gene Ontology annotation, molecular function: protein binding. The transcript has 28 exons.